AUGCCAGAGCGUAUAAUAUCGCCCUACACUGCGAUCAUAAGACGCAGUGGUAAUCCAUUCGAGCUAGCCCAUGUGCUGGUGUCCUGGCUGAUAGGUGCCGGCUACGACGCGUAUGUCGUGGUCGGGUGCGCUGAGAGAGACACCUGUAUGGCCAUACGGUACAGGACUAUUUGUCCCGAAAUACCUGAUGAGACGGAGGUGAUUGAAGAACCACCGCCACCUGAAGAGGAGCCUCGGUACCGUCUCGUCCCUCUACCAGACCUAACUUCGAAGUACUGCAAGGAGAUGGACAAAAAAGAAGCUGACAAGCAACAAGCUGAGUUGAAUAAGAUAGAAAACGAAAGAUUAAGGAAAAUUGCGGAGCUAGAGAAGGCCCCAGCAGAUGACAUCGACGGGUGGCGCACACACUCCUGGGUGCUCGUACUUCCUGGCUUCAAAGGCAUCGAAGAGCCAUUCUUUAUUGAACCUAGCGAAGGGAAUUCGUAUCCAACAAAUGCAUCGCAAUACCAGUCUCUUGAUAGUGUUUAUAACAAUGAGAAUUACUAUGUGAAUCUUCAAACUGUGGAUAAUCUAGGCGAAAUCAACUACGACUUAAGCGACUUAUCGUGCUGGGAACACUUGUUGGCCGGCGAACCUUUCUAUAGAAGACAAUUAGUGGGCGUCGACUGCUCUGAUAAGAAGAGCGCAGUCGAUACUGAAAAACACCUCGACGUGCCCCCUAGUUGGGUGGAGAAACUGGAUAUCACAGCUGACGAAUAUGAACAAAGAUACCCCGGUAGCCACAAAGUGAUUCAUUAUAAAAAAGUUUUAUUGGAAAAGUUCGCACCAUAUUCAGAAAGAGAUGGAGUCGUCAAACGGAUUAAGAUUUUUGAUGAUUAUGCCCUAACUGUGCCACUUGUCACUUACGAAUGGUACAAAAAUCGUGUGGACAAGAUGGAAACUGUCAAAAUUGAUCAUCUAAAGAAAGAAAUACGAGAAAUAUUUGGAAUUGGCAGACGAGAUCACAUUUUAAAACAUACGUAUUCAAUGGAUGCGCCCCCGACGUCAGUGGAAGGCGAGCGCACCGUAGAGUUCAACUACUACGCGCGUAUCGACCACCUCCACAAGCUCGAGUGCACUCCGCUCACAUUCCGCGAACAUUACACUGACAGGACAGACAGGCUCGAAACCCGCUUCAUAACGUACACAGAAGGCAAUAAAAUAGAUCCCAAACGUCAAGUCAAAGAUAUUGUCGAGACCUACAGCCGCAAUCCCGAUGUGCCGUCUAAAGUGGAUAUUUGGAAAAAAAAAUAUCACGUCCAAGAUAAUACAAUAGAAUUGCUAUAUCAUUAUAAUUAUAACUUUGUUACAAAUAAUACGCGAAGCUUUAUUAAGCCCAACUUAGCAGAGACUGGUGGGAAAAUUUUGUUCUAUCCAGAUAAAACGACGGGAUAUAUCGCUGAUCCCCGCGCUAAGCCUCCUCGACCCUUGGAUAUUUACCUUGCACUAUGCGACAAUAUGGAUAGCGAAUACUACACACGCAAACAUAUACGCGAUCGUGAGACAGAUGUCACCGUAUAUCUGAAGCAAAGAGAACGCGAGCUCACAGAUCCGGUACUGUUUGUGGCUCUCUUUGACACUGAGAGGAAUGAUGCUGCGAAGAAAGGAUGGAAGGAACAGGAAGCUCAAAAAGCUGAAGUAACUGAACGCGAAAAGGAAGCAGAGAUCGAUCCUCUAGCGCCGUACUUGGCGAGGAUGUUCGGAAGCGGGCACGGAGCUGGUACAAUAUCGAUUAAAGAAGCAACUUUGGUCAGGGAUCAGUGUAUCAAUGACUUCAAAUCGAAACAAUUGGCUAGGCAGAACCUGGUUCAGGAAAGAUUCGACAAGCUCAACACUGAGUACAAGAACAAGAGACUAUGGUACUUAGCAAAUCAAUUCAUUCUUACACCGGAGAAAGAGAGUGCUUAUUUUGCUAUGAGCGCCGAACUAGCAUUCAAAGUUCACACCCUCGAGGUGCGGCUAACCAGACACAAAGACCUGUCAGCCCCGAGGUUCAAGAUCUUAGAGGAGUAUUUAGACAAGCACCCGUUACUGAAGGAGUACAAUCGCAUGCGACAUUACUAUAAGAAAAAA
Messenger RNA from Brenthis ino (lesser marbled fritillary), 2112 nucleotides. NCBI's taxonomy places the organism in Eukaryota, Metazoa, Arthropoda, Insecta, Lepidoptera, Nymphalidae. The record is from the annotation of a GenBank genome assembly.